AAUAGCAGGUCCUGUGAAUGCGGCCACAGCCUGUUCGAGUUUCAUCACUGGGGUUUCUCUCCUACCCAUCAUCCUUGUCCAGGAGAGGCCUCCGUGUCCUUCCGUGGCCGAAGCCUGAAGGGCAAGCAAAGCUCCCUUCCCAAAGGGUACGUUGGGUUAGUGCUGGAAGAGACCGCCUUACUCCUAGCCUCCAAGGAACGGGAAGUGAGUGUGAAAUCAACCUUCGAUUCCCUGACGGUGUGGAACCUCGAACGGGCACCAACUAACAGCGAUGAAAUCCUCAUGGCUCUUGCUUGGCCAGCAAUUGCGCAAGGGAUCCACGCCCCUGUGACCGAUGAAGAGUGAGGAAGAUCGCGGCUUCACCUGAAUGUAUCCUGCAGAAAAUACAUCGUGCUCUGACUUAAAAUGUGGACUUGGGGGAAGAAGAUCAUGGAACAAACUUUGCCCUCCCUUUGCUGUCAUAAGCAAGUUCCUUUGCUGACUCCGUUUCCUUCCAAACUAAAUUUGCAAUUUACCCUAUAAUACAGCCACUUGAAAAAAUCAUGGCUUUCCAUGGAUCUUGGGUUGAUUUUAAUUUUGAUGUCACCUAGGUCUUUCCUACUGCUACCUGCAUGUUUAAAAAAUAAUAAAACCUCUGAUAAUUUUGAAACUAGAGACAUAAACUCUU
Messenger RNA from Python bivittatus (Burmese python), 667 nucleotides. NCBI's taxonomy places the organism in Eukaryota, Metazoa, Chordata, Lepidosauria, Squamata, Pythonidae. The record is from RefSeq and is a predicted model, not a curated record.